AGAACCGUCGAACUGAGCUUCCUUCUCUUUUCCUUUCCCUUCUUGUGUCGUCUUCUCAAAGCGGUGCCGCUCAUCGUGGCUCGACAGAAAAGGUUGCAUUACUCGACAGUUAUCAAGUUAGUUCGUUCGUUGUUGUUUUUUGCUUUCGCUUUCAUUUUUUCUUUCAUAAUUAUAGAGGGGAACACGCGCUCCCACACACACACAGAGAGAGAGAGAGAGAGAUUCGAACAUACGCUUUCAUUCAUUCACGGUGUUGGAGCUGUGCGUAUAUCGUCUGGGUUUUUUUUUUCUUGAAGUAGACCGCUUUGUAUUAUUAUUACUAUUCAUGUAUUGCUCUCUUUCCUUUCCUCAUAGUUGUUGACGUGUGCGCGUGGGUCUGCAGCACCAUUGGUUGCUCCGUUGUUGCUGCCGUUAUAUAUGUAGGUGAGUGUGUGCGCAUCUGGAAGCGGAAUACAUUUUUUUACUGUUGUGACAUAGAGUGAUCAAACAGCAGCCUCUUUCGGUUUUUAGAACAUCAUCAAAUCGUUUUCCCCAACAAACGCGAUGACCCAAGAGGGUCGCUUCCCGCCGACGCCGGCGCCACCGUCGAUCGCCACCGGCAGCCAGAGCCGCACCAACGAUGAGAUGGGGGGCAUCACGUACUCCGUCGCGAACAGCGUGCCGUUGCAGCCGCGCCAACGGGCAGCCGCAGCGCAGCCCCCGCAGGGCGAGAUGGAGCAGAUGCGCGUGGAGCUGACCACCGAGCACACGACGACCAGCGCCGGCGACGCGACAACGGAUGAUGUGCAGUUCCACACUGAAACCACGAAAGACCGGCACUCGCAGGCGGAGUUGGCCGCCACCGCUCGCCCGCCGCCAGACGCCCCCGCCGAGAAGAACGGGGCAAGUGAGAAGACAGCCGGGCAGGACGGCCACGCCUCCGGUGCAGACGCGGCGGGGACUGCCCCACCGGUGCCACGCACACGCGGCCCCGGCCACACCCCACGCGGUGCUCGGCCCGAUAGUGCCCGUCCCCCGCCGCGCCCGCCGAGCCGCACCUCGUCCCGCUACGGCACCCCACGACUGAGCCACGACGAUGCCGGACAUCCGACUGCGGAAGCGAGGGGAAGGGCAGGUACGCCGCUGGUGCCCGAGACACAGACGUUACGCACCUCCCAGCCGGUACGGCCGUCCAUGGCCCCGAGUGAUCGCUCGAUCGCCUUCCAGGUCGAGGAUGAGAUGUCCUCGCUGGCGAGCCUCUCCUUCAAGGUGGAGCCGGCCGCGGUAGACCGGCGCAAGUCGGAGGUCAGCGUCGACCCCGGCACGCUCACGGAGAACAGCGACAUCCACUUCAGCGUUGUGCCGGAGUCGCAGGUCUCGCGCCCCACCGCCGGCGGCACCCGACCAGGUGCGGAGCGGAGCCCCGAACCGAACACCAACACGGAGGUGAGCGAGAUUCGCUUCGAGGUGGAACCGCCGCGUGGCUCGCGCGCGCCUGCCAUGACCGACCGGGCCGCGACGACCAGCACGACGAGUCUGCAGUUCGAUGUGGAGUCCACCGCGGGCAACACACGGCGCAGCAGCAUCAGCAACUUCUCGAUUGACAACGAUGAGCCAGAGCCGGUGCCGGUGCGGCGCGUGUCGCAGAAAGACGACGAUGUAGCGGUCACGGAGAAUGUUGCGGCGGCGGCGACGGCACCGGAGCCGGAGCCGGAAGAGAUAAUGACGGAGAGCGAAGAGCGCCGGCGUGCGAAGAAGGCGGAGGAGGAGCGGCGCAAGAAGGCGCUGGAGGAGCGCUCCAAGUACAUGAACGUGCGUCCGUGGGACACCAACGCCCCCAGCCCGCGUGGGCGCCGCACAAGCAGCCAGGCCGCCGCCCACGGCCGUGGGCUGCAGGAGGCGGAGAAGCGUGAACACGCGGCGCAGCGGCACAAGGACAUGAACACGCGUCCGUGGCGCACCGGCAUGGCCACCUCGCCCAGGAGGCAAAUAUCGUCUGAAAGGCAACGCACCCCCACGCCGGAGCCGUCGGCAGCAGGGGGGUCGCAGAGGCGCUACCGCAGGGCGAAGGCGACGCCGGCAUCCGCCACCUCUUCCUCCACCUCCUCCCCAGUUGCGUCGUCGUCAUCGCCCAGGGAGUCAUCGAUGCAGCGGGCGCCGAGGGAGAUCGCCCCGCCGCCCCCCGCUGAGCCGGUCUUCGACGAGCGAGAGGCAGCGAAGUUUAUCACCCCCGCCCCCGUUCUCAAGACACCGCUGCAGGUCAUCGGCGAGGAGGUAGAGGCGUGGAGUGAGACCGCCAGCCAGCAGCGUAACCUGCAGGCGAUCCUGGAGGUGAUGCGGGCACGUGAGCGGGAUUGCGUCCGCCUGUCCAACCAGCAAGAGGCGCAGGAGGGCGUCAUGAGGAAGCUGAACAAGGAGCUGUACGCUAUUCGCGACGACUAUGUGCGGAGGAACGGCUCCGACGUCAUCGGGAUGCCGCUGCAUGCACGUCGUGAGACAGCACCGGAGAAGGGCGGUGCAGCGGCAGACGCAACAGCGAAGCAAACCGAGUUGACGGCACAGGACUACAUGCUGCUUCGCCUCUACCCUCGUCCGUCCCACCAGGCCACGGACUACGUCGCCAUGAAGCAGCAGCGCGACGGCGGCCCGACGGUGAGUGUGCUGAGCGAUGACGACAUGUCAGACGGAGAAAAGGGAGACUUCGCCGAGGACCUUGCGCGCUGGCGGACGGAGCGGCAGGCGCUGCGGAAGGAGAAGGCCCGGUUGGCGCACGCGCGACGUGACCUGACCUUCCAGAUGCGCCGCGGUUCGAACAUUAAGGACAUUAAGCUGACGCAGCCCACCAGCGGGCGUGGGCCGUUGGACCGUCGCGCCUCGGGCACGGAGACAAUGGUGGACGUCGACGGCUACGACAAGUUGAUGGACAUGCGCAUUUCGGCGCAGAAGGCCGACGUGGAAGCUACAAGUGCCAAGGAGCAGUACGCGAACCUCUGCAUGGUCGCCGCGACGAUGCGGGAACAGCACGACAGCAACGCGCGCGAGGUGGCCGAUGCUCAGGAAAUGCAGGAGGAGGCGAAGGAGCGCUACGAGAAGGCCCUGCGUGACAUCCGCCGCAGCGUCGAGGAGGCACGGCCGCUGCUCGACAAGGCGCAGUCGAUUCUGAAGCAGCGGGAGCGCGAGGCCAUGCGCUCUGACGAGGAGAACGCGCUGUCCGAGCUACGGGAGUACAGUGACACGAUUCUUGCGGUGCGUCUGCAGGCGGACCGCGCCGCCGCCAUGGCGGAUGCCGCCGGGGAUGAUGAAAAGCGCAUGCGUCGCGCCUCCACCGUGCGCGCGGGCCCGUCACGCACGACGACUCCGCGUGGAAGCAUCAGCGGUAGUCUCCGCCCCGGAGUGUCCCCGCGCAACCGUGCCAAUAGCCAGACGUACAACGAUGAUGUCUUUGCGCGACUGACGGGUCGGAAGUCGGUGGAUCUGCAGAACGGUGCGCCGGCCGCGACGCCGAAGGAGACGUCCUCUGCGGCGUGA
Leptomonas pyrrhocoris is the source of this 3507-nucleotide messenger RNA. RefSeq lists its product as hypothetical. The transcript has a single exon. NCBI's taxonomy places the organism in Eukaryota, Euglenozoa, Kinetoplastea, Trypanosomatida, Trypanosomatidae. The record is from RefSeq and is a predicted model, not a curated record. The coding region runs from base 544 to 3507 and encodes 987 amino acids.